This is a messenger RNA of Jatropha curcas, 1126 nucleotides long. NCBI's taxonomy places the organism in Eukaryota, Viridiplantae, Streptophyta, Magnoliopsida, Malpighiales, Euphorbiaceae. The record is from RefSeq and is a predicted model, not a curated record.
AAUCAAACUCAAAUGGAAAGAAUUCUCUUCCUUCUUUAUAAUGAUGACGGCCAGAAUGAUCAGAAAACAAAACCCAGAAACCAAAAUUAGAAGAAAACCCAUAAAAAAUAUAUCUAAUGGACACCUCUGCAACAGAAAUUGUAUUUUUUGGCUUAGAAACAACACUACCCAAUAGAAUUGGACAAAAAUUAUGGGUAUUGGAAUUUGGUGCAAUUAUAGUAUGUCCAAGAAAACUUGUUGAAUUAGAAAGUUUUAGUACCCUAAUUAGGCCUAAAGAUUUAUCUGUCGUUGCAUUGAAGUCUAGCAGAAGUGAUGGGAUAACUAGAGAAGCUGUGGCUAAUGCACCUAUUUUUGAAGUUGCAGAUAAGAUAUUCAGUAUUUUGAAUGGGAGAAUCUGUGCAGGGCAUAAUAUUCAAAGAUUUGAUUGUAUACGAAUUAAGGAAGCAUUUGCAGAUAUUGGUAUGGCUGCACCUGCUCCUGUCGGUAUGAUUGAUUCUUUGGGGGUUCUGGGUGAGAAGUUUGGUAGAAGAGCUGGUAAUUUAAAGAUGGCAACUUUGGCUACAUACUUUGGGCUUGGGCAGCAAAAGCAUAGGAGUCUUGAUGAUGUUCGCAUGAAUUUAGAGGUCCUAAAGCACUGUGCUACUGUUUUAUUUUUGGAAUCAAGCCUUCCAACACUAGUGAAUAAAAAAUGGCAAAGCUCUUCCACAAUUAGGACUCGUAGCAGAAGCAUUGGGAAUUGCAGUGUUGAGAAGAAAGCAGCCGCAAGUCUCCUCCUUCCACUAUUGGCUGCCAAAGAACAGUUCCUUAUACAAGAGGAAGUCUAGGAAAGGUGACAGAAGGGGUAAAGAAUUUGUUUUGCAAGGCUCAAGAGACAAAAUCCAUUAACAAGUUAAUUAAGCACUCUCAUUCUUUGCUUAGAUGAUCAAUAAUUUAGAACUAGUUUUUUAAUUUGUAAUUGGCAAGAAAGAAAUCUUGAUAAGGUGGGUCCUAACUCCUGAUUAUAAGACAUUUGGAUCAUCCAAAUUUCUUUGAAGUAGCUUGGAAAUGUAUGAAGAGCUUAUUCCAUAGGACCAACGACAAUUGUAUUUAUUUAUUUUUCAACUAAUUGCAUGAUUGAUUCUUUUUA